Pecten maximus is the source of this 2416-nucleotide messenger RNA. RefSeq lists its product as uncharacterized. Lineage: Eukaryota; Metazoa; Mollusca; Bivalvia; Pectinida; Pectinidae. The transcript is spliced from 8 exons. Bases 247 to 1842 code for a protein of 531 amino acids. Gene Ontology annotation, cellular component: nucleus. Gene Ontology annotation, molecular function: DNA binding. The record is from RefSeq and is a predicted model, not a curated record.
AUAUAUAGAGCGCUCUAAAUAAAUAAAGUCUGAUAAAUAAAUAAUAUGAUUUAAUUUUACAUAAUCACAUUCAUUAUUUAGUCCAAGAGACAGUAUGACUCCAGUCUACUGGCAAAAGCUGUAGGUGCUGUUAAGGCCCGAAAGCUUAAUCCAACAACAGCUGCUAAGGAAUAUGGUGUCCCUAGGCAGACAAUAGUGGACAAGCUAAAUGCCAAAUAUGGUAAAAAUACAUCUGGACCUAGCCGCAUGUUGCUAGAGGAAGAAGAAACUGCCUUAGUGGAGUACAUCAAAUACAUGGGCCAACGAGGAUUCCCUCUUAAUAGACAGCAUUUAAGGAGUUAUGUGAUGGAGAUAAUAAACAGAUCACACAGAGAGUCGCUGUUCAACUUGGAGAAAGGUCCUUCUGACAAAUGGUGCAGAACAUUCAUCAACAGUCAUAAGGAAUUAGCAGAAAAGACCCCACAAGUCAGAGAUAGGGGCAGGACAAGAAUGUCAAACAAAACCGUUAUGGACAACUUUUUCAAGAAGUAUGAGGAAACACUAGACAAUUUAGGUCUAAGAACAAAGCCAGGAUUGAUUUAUAACUGUGACGAGACUGGUUUUGUCGACAAACAGGGAAAUACCAGGAAAGUGAUAGGAGAAAAAGGUCGCCCUUGUAUCCAACAACAGGUUCACACAAUAGACCACGUAACAGCCCACAUGUGCGCGAGUGGAGAGGGAACCAUGCUACCGACAUUUUUGAUAUACCAAAAAUCUCUUCCCCACAGGCCGUAUAGAGAAGAUGUGCCCAGAUCCUGGAUGUUUGGUGUUUCUGAGUCAGGAUACAUGGACACAGAUUUGUUCCAGAUAUGGUUCAAAAAUAUUUUUUUGAAAUACUGUUCCAAGGAAAGACCUGUUCUAUUAUUACUAGAUAAUCAUGACAGUCACAUAUCAAUACCAGUUAUUGAUAUGGCUAGAGCAGAGCGUGUUGAAAUCCUUGCCUUCCCAGCACACACCACGCAUUUGCUCCAGCCCCUUGAUGUGAAUAUCAUUGGGCCUAUGAAAGAAAAGAUGAAGUCACUGGCCACCUCGAUGGCAAUCAUAAAUACAAACCUCUGUAUCAGUAAGGCCAAUUUGCCAGCCCUAUUAGCCUAUGCCAUAGAUCAAACUUGCUCCCCCGCACUUGUGAAAUCUGCAUUUAGAAAAUCUGGCCUUAUUCCUUUGAACAAGGAUGCCAUAGACAAAUCCCAUCUGUUGCCAGAGGAUUUCCAAAAAAGCAAUGAUACCUCAAGGAAUGUCACUAAUUCUAACAAAGAAGCAGGAGAUGAUAAGACAUGUAACAGCAAAACAAAUUCAUGCUCAACAUGCGGUGCGAGUACCCUUCCCCAUCCAAUACAGGCAGUGAGGAAACUUCCCCCAGUUUUGCAAAGUAUAUUUGUUACUCCAGCUCUGCCAUCCAAAGCAACAAAAAAACGGCGUGUUGUUACAGAAGCUAGGGUUAUCACUGGGGAUGAAAUGUUAGAUCAGCUAAGAAAGAAGGAAAAAGAGGAGAGAGAAAAGCGAGAAGGAAUUGAAAAGAGAAAGAAAGAAAGGGAACAAAAACGAAAAGAAAGAGAGAAUGAAAAGGCAGAGAAGGGUAAAAAGAAAGAUAAGAGUGCAUGUAAAACUGCAGACUUAGAUGUUGAGGAAGAAGAGGAAGAUGAAAGCAUUGUUUGUGCAGUGUGUGAAAGAAGGGACCCAGGCUCAGAGACAGAUGAUGUUAUGCAGACAUCAUGGGUUAUGUGCGAGUCCUGUGACAGGUGGUUUCAUGAUUUAUGUGUUACUGUACUUGAUGAGGAUUUUGUGUGUGAUGAGUGCCUGUGAAUUAAAACUAAUCCUAUGAUCACUUUGUAAAUUGUAUAAGCACAUUGAUGAUUUUGUAUGCUGUGUGUUAUGAAUGACUCGGAAUUCAGAUCAACUUUGUGAUUAAAUCGUUCAUGUAUAUAUAUAUUGUGCAUAGGUCUGGCUUAAUCAUUAUAGUGUAUCAUUUCAGUUAUAUGUGUAUAUACAUUCCAAUGUUAUUUGAAUCAUAUUAUUGUUGAUUUUUUAUAUGUUUUUUUAAAAACUUAAAUCUUAUUAUUUUACAACUAAAGUGAAGUUUGCUCUUUGUCACUUCCAAGAGCUUCUGUGAUAUAACUCUUAUACAUAAAUGCAUAUUCUAUGUAAAUUAUAAAUGAAAAGAAUUUAUUCAAGCCUGUGAUUGUGAUGGUAACUUGAGAAUAAUCUAAAAAUUGUAUUUAGUUGUCCUUUAAAUGCAAAUUGAUUACACAUGAAAAAAUAUAGUUGAUUUCAAAAUAUUUUUGUCAUAUUUUUACAUGUAUUUAUAUUGGCUUUCAGACUAAGUUACUGAAUACAGUAUGAAAAUAAAGUCCUUCUGAAUUAAAUCAUUUUAAACCAG